This is a messenger RNA of Panthera uncia (snow leopard), 3995 nucleotides long. RefSeq names its product transmembrane protein 156 (gene TMEM156). The coding region runs from base 98 to 1126 and encodes 342 amino acids. The transcript is spliced from 8 exons. The record is from RefSeq and is a predicted model, not a curated record. Lineage: Eukaryota; Metazoa; Chordata; Mammalia; Carnivora; Felidae.
UGCAUAAAGUUAAAGAACUGCAGAGAUGAAACCCAAAGCAGGAAGAAACAUGCCACCAAUGUACUGGAGGGGAACACACUGUGUCAUGUGAAUAGACAUGACAAAAACAGCCUUCUUUAAAUUACUUUUGGCAAUUGUGAUCGCAUUCAUUUUAAUUUUGCCAGAACAUUUUAAGACACCAAAAGGAAAUAUAUUGGAGCUAUCAUGUCUGGAAGUGUGUUUACAACCUAAUUUCAACUAUUCACUCCCCUCUUUAAAUUUUUCUUUUGUGACUUUUCUGAAACCAAUAAGAGAAACUCAGACUAUUAUGGGAAUCUUUCUAAAUCACUCCAACUUUCAAAACUUCACCAGAAUUUGCCAAGGCAUCACGAAUGAAUUUAAAAUGUGCUCCUCAUGUUUGGCUUGUGAGUCCACAAAACUCAUGGAUUUUAUUUCUCAGGAACAAACACCAAAAGUUCUUACCAUGAAAGGAUCAACGGAAAUGAAGGCAAAUGACUUUCAUUCACCUUGUCGACAUUUUAACUUCACUGUAGCUCCUAUAGUUGACCACUUGGAAGAACAUAACAUUACAUGUAAUCUUAAAACCCGCACCAGAACGUCAGCAAUUGUGGAAGAAGGUCCAAAGGAGGAAAAGUCUAUGAACCAUACUUGUAGGAUUAUGGAAUACCUGAAUAAUUGUACACACAUUUCUCUGCACCUAGAAAAGGAUGUCAAAAAUUUCACUUGUUCCAUGAAGAUCACUUGGUAUGUUUUAGUUCUAGUCGUUUUUAUAUUUUUGCUCAUCCUCACUAUCCACAAAAUACUUGAAAGCCACAGAAGAGUGUGGAAGUGGCAGAGUCAUAAAUACGAACGUACAUUUGUUCUCUUAAAAGGAAAGGAUUCUGAGAAACUGCGAACACUGAACGUGCAGGUCAUUUCAGACAAAACCAUGCUGGGAGUCAAAUCACGGCCAAGGCUUGCUUGGGACCAAGCAGAGACUGCCCUUGACUCCGGUCAAGAAAGCGCUUCCUCCAAUACCAGAACUAGAAGUUACUUCCACGAUGCAUCUGCAAGAUCAGUAUACACGAAUAUCCCUCUGAAUUCCUCCGGACCAUUUGGACUAAACCCUUUUGAAGAAUACUCAUAAUUUUAUUUCAGGAAUGAGUUAACUAGUAAAUAUAUGGGUCCAGCUGAGAAUGCACAAUGGGAACACUAGGAAUGGUCACUGGCUGAUGAAAACUGGCUCAAGAGCAUUCAUUUGGCCCACGAGAUCAAAGAAACCAGAGUUUUUUCAGGAAGCCAUCAUGAGUCAUGGAAAACAAGCUGAUGACACCCAUAAAAACAGUAAUGGGACGCUUCCUCUCCUUGUUUAUCUAUCAUUAUACAACUACAGUGGCCUCAAGAUUUUGAUAUUGAAAGGAACCAAAAACCAAGGUCAAGGAUGAAAAUCCUUUCUCUCAUUAGCCCACAUUGCAGAUUCUGAUUUGAUGGGUUUCCUAUACAGAGGGAUUGUUUCUAUUUGGCAAAUUACUUAAGAGGGCCUGGGUUGUUUGUUAAUGUAUUUGUUUGGAUUUAUAAAUUUUGUCUCCUUUUGGCACUGAGGAUGCUUUAAAAAAUUCAAAGAUACCAAAAUCAAAUGACUUUAAGUGAAAUACUAAGUGAAACUUGAAUAUUGAAACAUAAUAGCAAAAUGUUUCUUCUGAUUCUUUCAGCGUUCAUAUCAUUUAUAGCUAUCACUGAUGUCAAGAGUAGUUAUUAAUUACAAUAAGAGCACAUAUAGACGAUUUUUAACAUUGAAAAAUAUAAAAACACCUUUCCAGAAUUCAGGUGGAAUUUAAUCUCCUGGUGUCAUUAUAUGGUUAAAAUUGCUUUUCUGAGAAGAUUUCUAGAUUUUAAUGGCAGGGUCAGGUUUAAUAUUAAGCAAACUAACAGGAAUGAAUGAUUCAGCAUACAGAGGGUUUUUUGGUAUCCUCUCCCUCUCUCCCAUCCCCUCUUCUCCCCUCCCCACCUCUCUCCUCCUCUCCUCUCCUUUCUUUUUCUAGAUCACAAACUGAGAUUCUAAUCAUAGCAUUUAGGUUUUGAAGAUUUGGAAAAUGGAAUUCUACUAGUCUCACUUUUUAUUGUCCCUGUAAACUUGAUUAAUAGGUCAAGUUCAGGUCUGGGACUAUUCAGCAGGAGUUGAGGGAUAUCACACUCCUUGAGGGAUAGAUAUUAUAUGAUUUAUAAUAGGCCAAAUUAUUGUUUCCUUGAACAUUGCCUAUUAUGUUCAGACAAAUGACUUGGAAAUCAAUGGGAACUUGGCUUACAAAAGGCAUAAAUUAAGCUUCAAAUUCUGUUAAAUUGUGGCAGCUUCCUGAAAGCUAAUUUCACUUAUUUAUUGAAAUAAUAGACUUUAAUAGAUAUUGUGAAGCAUUCAAACAUGUGGAUGGCCUGGUGUCUGCCUGCAAAGAAUCUAUACUCUAGUAGAGGAGACAGGAUACACUACUCCUAGUUAUAAUGCUAGACACAAGGGUAAGAUAGGGUAAGAUAAAUGUCAUCUACAGGCUCCACGCUUCCUGCUGAGAAUUCACAGGCCAGUAGAAUCAUUUCCAGCUGGGGGUAAGCAGGGUAGGCUUUUCAAGAAGGUGGCUUUAAGCAACAUUGAAGAUAGUUUUUUUCUGAUCUUUCUGGAGAGGUGGAAUUUCCCAAGUAUAUACUUUCUCAGCCCUCGUAACCCUUUCAAUAUCUACUUUUUACAAUUAUUUUCAUGGUUAUCAAUUAAUGUCUAUCUCCCUUUCUAGACUGAUUCUGCUCACCAUAAUAUUCCUGGAAGCUGGCAUGAUACUUGGCUUACAGAAAGUUCUUAAUACAUAUUUUUUUGGAUAAAGAACAAUUUACUGAGCCCCUCUGUAUGUCAGGCACAUGCCACAGAUAGCCUCACUUCUUCCUUACAAUGAUUCCUGGAGACAGGUGUCAUUGUCCCUAAGGAACUAAGGCCUGAGAAGCUCACCAAUUUGCCUGUGAUCUCAGGAACAAUAUGCAGAUUCAGUCCUAGACUGAAGUAUAUAAAAUAUGCUUUUGUACCUAGCCACUUUUGUGGCUAGUAUAGCAGGAUCAUGAUUUGAGUGGUUCUUAAGGAGGGGGGAGGAAUUGACCAUCAGAAUCCAAACAGGGCUCUGUAAGCAUGGAAGAGGAAGAAGAAAACUGUCAGGUGCCUCUGUGAAUGUUUCUCCUCAAUUCCAAGGAGAUGUGCAGGGAGAUGUGUUUAAAAAUAAAACACAGGCUUGGUUUUUCCCCCAGAACAAUCUCUUGAGGCGUGCUAAGGCUAUUCUUUAAGCAUGUCUCAGUGCCGAAACUUUCAUGAUGGGUCUCCACAAAGUUGUCACGGCAUCAUUAUCUCUCUCCAAAAUUAUGUCUAUUUUCAGAUGGACUGUAAAAAUAGCACAUCUAUUUUCACACAGAAGAGUGGUAUCAGUGUGUGAUAUUACAAAAGCAGGCACAUCUGUAAUGAAGAGCCACACAGUAGGCAUUAUAUUUCUUUCAUAACCGUAUGCCAAUUUCCUUUUAGGGAAUUGCCUUUGACCCAUGGAACAAUGUCUUGAUAGGACUGUUAAUCAAAGUUUCUUGCUAAUCAGCCAACGGAUGACAUGUGGCCAGAGCUAGACCAAUCUGACCUUCUUUAUCAGGACUUUGGUUUAUAGGUGCAAUGAUGUACGGGCAAGAAAAAAAAUGACUGGAGCUUAUUCAUUCCAGCAGCAGAGUUGAGUCAUUCCUGCUUUUAAACUCCCCAACACACCCCGAACUCCCAUCAAACUGCCUUGGUUCUGAGUCUGGUUCUCUAGCCUUCCCUUUGAUUCUGUGAGCUACCAAUAAUAUCUUUGUAAAAUAUCCUUUUCCUGCUUAAGUUUCCAGACUUGGCUUCUGUUGCCUGCUGAAUAUAACAUCUAACAUCUAUUUUAUUUAGUAAAGUCAUAGGAUGUCUGAGCUGUAGGAAAUCUUAUAGAUCAUCUGGCUAACUCCUCCAUUUUACAGCUGAG